AAACUUGUUAUUGUUCCGUGUAUUUACGCGACACUCGCUUCUUCUGAUCGUCACUCCACAAGUUUCACUUUUACCUCAGGUCCAUGGUCUGACCCGCUCCGAGCCCUUUUCAGCCGCGUUUAGCCGCUCAUUCAGGUGUGGGAGAUGGCGAUUGCCCAUGUUGCCACAGAGUACGUGUUCAGUGACUUCCUGCUGAAGGAUCCCAACCCUGCACGGUACCGGAGCAUUCGGACGGAGCUGGCCACCGACAAACUGGUGACAUGUGUGGCUGUGGGGCUGCCUCUCCUGCUCAUCUCCCUGGCCUUUGCCCAGGAGGUGUCUGUCGGGACACAGAUCAGCUGCUUCUCUCCCACCAACUUCUCAUGGAGACAGGCGGCGUAUGUGGACUCCUUCUGCUGGGCCGCUGUGCACACUCACACACUCCCCCUGUGGCUACACAAGUUCUUCCCGUAUGUGCUCCUCCUAGUGGCCGUGCUCAUGUACAGCCCUGCUCUGUUCUGGAGGUUCUCCGCAGCCCCCCUCCUACAGUCUGACCUGGCCUUCAUCAUGGAGGAGCUGGACCGCUGCUACAACCGCGCCGUCACGCUAGCUAAGCACCUCAGCUCUUCCACCAGUGACCUAAGCGAGGGCUGUUUUAAUUAUCCUCUGGUGGAGCGCUUUCUGAUGACAAAGCGCAAUGGGCGUAGCUUGCUGCUGUACUACCUGCUGUGCCGAGCGCUCACCCUGUUCACCCUGCUGUGUGCCUGCGUGUACCUGGGCUACUACCUGCGCCUGGCCUCCGUCACCGAUGAGUUUGGGUGUUCCCUGCGGGUGGGCCUGCUCCUGUCGGACCUCAGCGUGCCGGAGAAGGUGCAGUGCAAGCUCAUUGCCGUGGGGGUCUUUUCUCUGCUCAGUAUGGUAAACCUCAUCGUCUUUGUGGCUCUGAUGCCUGUGGUGAUCUACUCCAGUCUCCGCCCUCUCUUUUGCCAAGGAUAUGCCCGCUUCCUUGAAACCUAUCAAUCUCUUCCCACUAUGAGUGUCCUGCCCACCCCUGCUGGCCAGUGGGAUGAUCUUUCUUUAUACCUGCUCUUUCUGGAAGAGAACAUCAGCGAGCUGAAGUCCUACAAGUACAUCAAGGUGCUGGAGUUGCUCAGAAGGAGGGGCCAGUGUGCGGGGGAGGACUUUGACUCCAUGGGGCUGCUGCAGACGCUCUGUUUGGUGAAAACUGAUGCUGUUGAUGGGCUCAAAACUCCCAAGAAGACCAACAACUGUGAACCCAGCAGCAUACCGGCAGAGGGCAGCGUGGAACAGCCUGCUGAAAUGAAAGAGCUACGUCCUCUUCUCAAAGAAAAGCCUGACGUGAGCUGAGGCCCCCCCCCCCCCCCCCCCCCCCCCCCCC
Molecule: messenger RNA, 1378 nt
Organism: Periophthalmus magnuspinnatus
Lineage: Eukaryota; Metazoa; Chordata; Actinopteri; Gobiiformes; Gobiidae
Product: pannexin-1-like
Exons: 8
Coding region: 145-1347 (400 amino acids)
Biological process (GO): positive regulation of interleukin-1 production; monoatomic cation transport
Molecular function (GO): channel activity
Source: RefSeq, a predicted model, not a curated record